This is a messenger RNA of Tarenaya hassleriana, 897 nucleotides long. RefSeq names its product homeobox-leucine zipper protein ATHB-17-like. Bases 120 to 710 code for a protein of 196 amino acids. The transcript has 4 exons. Gene Ontology annotation, molecular function: DNA-binding transcription factor activity, RNA polymerase II-specific; sequence-specific DNA binding. The record is from RefSeq and is a predicted model, not a curated record. Lineage: Eukaryota; Viridiplantae; Streptophyta; Magnoliopsida; Brassicales; Cleomaceae. Gene Ontology annotation, biological process: regulation of DNA-templated transcription.
UCAACACGGUUCCAAGUUUGUCUCUUUAUCUUUUGAGUCAUUGAUUAUAAGUCUUCUCUCAAAACUUUACCUUCUUCUUCCUUCUUCUUCUUCUUCUUCUUCUUCUUGAUAUAACCCUAAUGGCGAUUUUGCCUGAAAACUCUUCAAACUUGGACCUUACGAUCUCCGUUCCAGGCUUCUCUUCCUCACCUCCUUCAGGUUCAGAGGACAGAAGCGGAGGGAAAGAGCAGUUGAACCUCGACAUAAACCAAGUCCCUUUGUCGGAAGACGGCGGAGAUAUUGACGGAGAAGACGACGAAUUCGUCAGCCAUGGGAACGACGUUGUCGUGCCUCCGCGUAAGAAACUCCGUCUCACCAGAGAACAGUCUCGCCUUCUCGAGGACAGCUUCAGACAAAACCACACCCUCAAUCCCAAGCAAAAGGAUGAACUAGCAAAACAGUUGAUGCUGAGGCCGAGACAAAUUGAGGUUUGGUUCCAAAACCGAAGAGCCAGGAGCAAGUUAAAGCAGACGGAGAUGGAGUGCGAGUACCUGAAGAGAUGGUUUGGGUCGUUGACGGAACAGAACCGGAGGCUGCAGAGCGAAGUGGAUGAGCUCAGGGCGAUGAAGGUCGUUGUCCCGUCCACGUCAGCCUCCGCCUCUUCCUCCAUGUGCCCUCGCUGCCAGCGCGUCUCCACCACCUCCUCCUCUGUUCCAAAAAACACGGCCUGAGCGACUUUCAUUAUAUAGGGGUCUGCCAUUAUACCUUUGUAUAUACUUUUAUUCAAGAUAUUUACAAGUGUUUAUUAUUAUUAUGAUUAUCAGGUAGAAAAUACUAAUUAGAGAUGAUCGUUCUCACUUUGGCGAUUGGGCAGCUACUUUUGAUCUAUGUUGUCAACAAAUGGAAUGUUACCCGUUC